UUUUAAAGCGAGCACAAGACUACUGUAGCCUCACUCCUCCCAGCGCCUCCACAGCAACCGGCCAGUCUCGGCCCAGCAUGGCGCGAGGCCUCGCACUCGUGCUAUUCUUCGCAACGCUCCCCACUCUCCUGCAAUGCGAGUCCCAGAAGCUCAUAGUGUUGUUGGUGGACGGCAUGAGAUGGGACUACCUGGACUAUGACGGGUUUGGGGAGGGUGGAUUCCGUCGAAUCAUGCGUGCUGGGGUGCGAGCCGAGUACCUACAGCCCGACUUCCCCACAACGUCCUACCCCAACUACUACAGCAUCAUGACAGGUCUCCACUGUGAGAGUCACGGCAUGGUCGGCAACUACAUGUACGACAUCGUCAGGAACCAGUCCUUCCUUAUCGGUACAAACCCAGACCAAUACAACGCACACUGGUGGGACGGAGGAGACCCCUUCUGGAUCACUGCAACCAGACAGGGAAAGAGGACGUACAUGUACUACUGGUGCGGGUGUGAGGUGGAGAUCCGGGGCCUGCGUCCAACCCAAUGCCAGAAGUACCCCAACAGGCCCCCCACCAUCAAUGACACCCGUGGUGCUCUCACAGACGCACUGAACAAGCUGGAGGCAGACACGGCGGACUUCGCAGGAAUUUAUUAUGAGCUAGCAGACAAGUACGGGCAUCGCAGUGGGCCCUUUAGCUCCUUAGUGAUGGGCUUUUUACGUGACGUUGAUGCUCAACUUGCCUUCCUGAUGGAUGACCUUGACCGACGCGGUCUCACGGACAAGGUCAACAUUAUGAUAGCGUCCGACCACGGUAUGACCGCUAUUUCCCCGACAAGGACGAUAGAUCUGACCAGGGUUAUGAGUCCAGAUGAUGUCUUCAUGACUAUGGACAGCGGGACGCCUGUCUUGAUAUGGCCGCGACCAGGGAGGCUGGAGCAGUUGUAUGGAAAGCUCGCUGGGAUCUCCGACCACUUGAAAGUGUACAAGAAAGAAGAUAUUCCAGAAAGAUGGUAUUUAAAAAAUGGCCGACUCACUCCACCUCUGCUGGCAGUGGCGGAUAUCGGCUGGACCAUUCUCAUUCCUAAAUACCCUCAUUUCCCUGCUUCCUCCGCGACUAUGGGUCCUAUGCAGGGCACACAUGGAUACGACAACACUGAACCAGACAUGAGAGGGAUAUUUAUAGCCACUGGACCAGCGUUCCGUAAGAACGAGGUAACUGUCCCACUAAAGGUCACAGAUUUGUACCAGGUGAUGUGCAAGAUCGUCGACAUCCCUCCUUCCCCCCACAACGGCACGUGGGACAACGUCAGCGGCAUGCUGGCUGAGACAUCAUCAUCUGGAACGUUUUUCCAACCGCUUACUGUAGUUCAGGUGGCUCUGCUCAACUUUGUUGUAUUUUCUUAAAUUUCAGAUUGUCAAAUAUAUAUAUUUCCCGUCGUAUAUUUUGAAAUGUAUACAUUAGAGAGAAUGUCUUUUAUACAAGUAUCUAUCUCUAUUUUCAAUAGAAAUAAAUAUUGUUAUGUUUAAAAUAUUGUGUUUCAUGAUAAAAGCUACAUUUAUAGUGAACGGACAGAAUAAGAAAUUAGAGAAUAAGGCAUGUGUAUUUUACGAAAGCACAGAUCACUUCAAAUGUCUGAAAGGUAGAAACAAUAAAAUCGAAGUUCAAUGUAAAGUCAA
This is a messenger RNA of Haliotis rufescens (red abalone), 1664 nucleotides long. Its product is annotated as glycerophosphocholine cholinephosphodiesterase ENPP6-like. The transcript is spliced from 7 exons. NCBI's taxonomy places the organism in Eukaryota, Metazoa, Mollusca, Gastropoda, Lepetellida, Haliotidae. The record is from RefSeq and is a predicted model, not a curated record. Bases 78 to 1391 code for a protein of 437 amino acids.